GUCUGGCUCAUACCACAAGGAUAUUCAGAAGUGGGAGCCACGGCUGACUUUUUUUUAUUUAUUUGGAACCCAAGUAUGCCGAUUUGACCUCAGAGAAUGGAACUACGAGUAGUAAGCAUUCUUCUUCUCCUGGUGGCCUUGACGGCUGCCCAUGGUGAGAGAUAUGUUGUCAAGAAGGUGAUGAAGGCCCCGCAGUACCAGCCUUACUCCGUGAAAAGCCAUGUUGUAUCUGUAGCAGGAGAACCAGGCACCCCUGGUGAGCCAGGACCGGCUGGACCUCCUGGCCCACCUGGACCUGCAGGACAAGAUGGUGAAGGUCUGCCAGGGCCACAGGGACCUCCUGGAGCACCUGGGCCUGCUGGGUAUUCAGCACCUGGAAAACCUGGUUCUCCUGGUGGCCCCGGAAAACCAGGAGCCACAGGUGCACCUGGACUUAAAGGAGACACUGGUGCGCCUGGUCUUCAAGGCCCAAGAGGCAUGCCUGGUCCUUCCGGUAGUCCUGGACCUGCAGGCAUUUCUGCAACAGGCAAACCUGGACCAGCAGGUCUGCCAGGUGCAAUGGGACCACGUGGUGAGCAAGGUUUUAAGGGACAUCCAGGUAUUCCUGGUCUACCAGGACAAAAAGGAGAAAUGGGGGUUGGGGUUCAGGGGCCAGCAGGUGAGAGAGGUCCAACAGGACCAGUCGGACCUUCAGGGAAACCUGGAGCGCCUGGAGUUGGUUUACCUGGCAAACCUGGAGCUCCUGGUGAAGCAGGCAAAUCAGGCUCACCUGGCCGUGAUGGGGAAUCUGGGCCCAUGGGUCCACAAGGUCAAAAAGGUCAAACUGGGGCUCCUGGAGUUGGAAUUCCCGGCAAACCAGGUGAAAAUGGUGCUCCUGGUAUGCCUGGCCCUACUGGUCCCAAAGGUCCACAAGGUGCAUCUGGCGCUCCAGGUGCUCCUGGUGUACCUGGUUAUGGAAAACCAGGUGAAAAUGGUCUAAAAGGUGACAGAGGAGUACCUGGUAGUCCAGGAACAACUGGUCAGAAAGGUGAGCCAGGUGCUAAAGGGCACACUGGAUAUCCAGGUUCUCCUGGUGCUGUGGGUCCAGCUGGUCCUCAAGGUGCAAAGGGUUUCCCAGGUGAAAGGGGGCAAGCAGGUGAUAAGGGUGAACCAGGUCCAAUGGGACCACCAGGGCUAAAGGGGCACAAGGGAGAACAGGGAGCCCAAGGCAUUGAAGGCAAGCAAGGUUAUCCAGGGGCAACAGGUCAGCCAGGUCCAAGGGGAGCAACAGGUGCUCCUGGAGCCAAAGGAGAGUUAGGUCAUACAGGUGCUACUGGUGCCCCUGGAACACCUGGAUCUGUUGGACCAAAGGGUCAUCCAGGGUACCCUGGAGCAACAGGUGAGAAAGGAGAACAAGGAGCUCCUGGAGCAAGAGGUCCUGUUGGCCCAGCAGGUCCUGGAGGCCCACCUGGCCUAAAAGGUCACCCUGGUAUUCCUGGGGCACCUGGCCCUGCUGGUUUGGCUGCAAAAGGAAUUCCUGGACCUCAGGGUCCACCUGGUCUUCCAGGAUCUGAGGGACCUGCUGGAAUUCCAGGUCCUUCUGGACCUCCCGGCCCACCUGGUCCUCCUGGUGAGGUCAUCUUUGAGAAGGCUCAGGGUGAAACUGCAUACCCAGUUCUUGUCAAAAGUCCAGUGUCUGCAUUUACUGUUGCAACUGUGACACCUUAUCCCCCAUCUGGUACUCCAAUUAAGUUUGACCAGGUUGUGUAUAACGCAGAGCAGCAUUAUGAUCCAGAGACAGGUAUUUUCACCUGCCACAUUCCAGGAAUUUAUUACUUCUCCUACAGCAUGCAUGUGAAUGGAGCUAAUGCUUUAGUGGCACUUUAUAAAAAUGGUGACCCAGUCAUGUUCACUUAUGAUGAGUACAACAAGGGAUUUGUGGACCAGAUGUCCGGUAGUUCUGUACUUCAGCUCAAUGAGCAGGACACAGUUUACAUGCAGAUCCCCGAUGAUGAGGCUAAUGGUGUCUUUGCUGCCGAUAAUGUCCAUUGCUCUUUCUCUGGAUUCCUGAUUGCCUCAACGUGAUAAGGUGACCCAUCCACAUCACAUCAAAACAUCACUAUUUCUCAAACAAAAUUUCCUGUUCUGCAAACAUGAUGCACAACAGACUGUGCUAUUGUUCUGAGAAAUGCACGCAUCUCAACUUGAAAAUGCCAAGCAGUGGUGCCUAAAAGAAGGAAGUAAUUUAUGUAAUGUUAUCAGGGAUAAAAAGAUAGUUAAAACCUUAAAGAUUUCAAUUUUGUGCGGAGAGUGCAUGUGAAGUUGUGUCCUGACAAUUUCACAUCUUUUCCUCAUUAGUUUUUUUUUUUUUGUUGUCUUUUAUUGUAUUUUGUUUCCUUGUUACUGUCAGUGUCUACUUCAACUUUGUGCCUUAUUUUUUACUGUUUACUGUUGUCUUUAUAGUCUCACUGAUUAAACUAAGAGACUGCUCUUCCUGACAUCCUUAUAUCUGACUUGAAUAUUGUGAGAUGGUGAAAAUGCGAAAAAACAAACUCACAAGCAAAUAACAUCUAUAAAUGUUAUCCCAAAUGAUUGAUUUUGCUCUGUAAACCAUUAUGGCUGAAAUAAAAAAAAACAUUUCCU
Danio rerio (zebrafish) is the source of this 2622-nucleotide messenger RNA. It is a transcript of the gene col10a1a, whose product is annotated as collagen, type X, alpha 1a. Lineage: Eukaryota; Metazoa; Chordata; Actinopteri; Cypriniformes; Danionidae. The record is from RefSeq and is marked provisional.